Homalodisca vitripennis (glassy-winged sharpshooter) is the source of this 1904-nucleotide messenger RNA. RefSeq lists its product as uncharacterized. Gene Ontology annotation, molecular function: protein binding. The transcript is spliced from 2 exons. NCBI's taxonomy places the organism in Eukaryota, Metazoa, Arthropoda, Insecta, Hemiptera, Cicadellidae. The record is from RefSeq and is a predicted model, not a curated record. The coding region runs from base 327 to 1778 and encodes 483 amino acids.
CUGUUUCAGCCAUAAACAGAAAAAUCAAAAGUGAUAUUUUUGCUUUGGCAUUGGACAUUGGAGCGUACUCUUUGUGGUUCUGAAAUCGAUGACACGCCAUUUUGACAGUCUGAAACCGGAGCGGCGCGGCGUCUGGUUCCAUUUUGAAAAAAGAUAGGUUAGGUUUGGAGUAUUUUUGAAACAAGUUUUACUAACAUAAUAUUUUCUAUUUAACUUAUAAACAAUUUAAGUCAAAUUAGAAUAAGUCACCUGAAUGACACAGUGAACUCUCCAAGACGCUUUACAUUAUGUAUUACUUGUGUGGAUCAAAUAUGUAUUGACACAAAAUGGAAAGACAGAUCAGUCUGGAGCUGUUGCCUCAGGAAGUGCUCACACAUAUUGCUAGUUAUCUACGCGUGCAAGAUAUAUUAGCCUGCAGCAGUACUAGCACUUUGAUGAGAUAUGCUUUCAACGAUAAUUGUGUAUGGAAGAAACUGUGCAAUGUGGACUUAGUUGAAUAUUUAGUUAAAUACAACAGUUUGGAUGAUUCAUAUAUUCAUGAAUAUGAAAAUGAUAAAAGUUCGCUGCCACCAUUGUGCCAUUGGAGAAUGUGUUAUAUCAAGCAGGCUAAACUGUCUCAAAAUUUUAGACGUGGUGAGUAUAAGAAGAAAGAAAUCACAUUUGGGAAAGCAAGUUCAGUUUAUCGAGGAACUAGAGUAGCACUCCUUGAAAGGAGUGAACAUUUAUUUAUACACUCUUUUGAUUUGGUUCAAGACGGGUUUCUCAGUGAGAUCUGGAAUAUUAAAGAUGUUCCAUCCCGUCAUUCAAGAGUGCAUUUAAAUUUUGAGGAGUUCAUGUCUUUGGGAGACACAUUUUAUGGUUUCGAAGCAUUCAAGCUAAUAGAUGAAAGGUUAGUUGUCUCUGUUAGUAAUCUUGUAAUAGUUUACAAUGUAUCUUCAAUACCUUCAUCAGAUAUUAUGUUGGAAAGAGCGUUUGUAUUUGAUAAGUCUGAAGAAAUUUCAAAAUCCCUGGUAUCCUGUAUAAACAAUAACGUUGUACGAAAUACAUACUUUGAAAUGAUUACAAAACUGGAUAGUGCUAUUUGUACUAAUUUGUUUAUUGGUAUUGUUUUUGACUUAUCUAACAUUGUCCUUCAUUUUUGGGAUGUUCACAAUGGGACAAAAGUGAAAGAGGAUCUUUUACCUACUCAGAACAUGAAAGUCGUAGAAUUUUGUCUGCUAACUUCUCAAACUGGAAAAGAUAUAAUUGUCAAACUUUGUGUUUAUAAUCACAGGCAUAUGUACCACUGCUAUGGUUAUGACAUUGUUCUCAUGAAGUUCAAUAACUUUUCUGUAAAACUCAAUUAUUGUGAUUUUUGUAUCCUCGCUCAUGAUCGUGUGGUUGGUGUUGGUCCACGGACAAUAUACUUGUACGAUUAUAAAACAUCUGACAGGGUAGCCUUAAGAAAAACUGACCAUGAAGUCCUCAAAAAAACUUUAGUAGCUUUAGAAAAUGAUUUAUUAUAUGGAACAUUUGAUAGUACCAUCUUUGUGGUAAAGCUGAAAACGUUUGAAAUUGUCAACUCAGUAAAAUUAGGAUUCAUUCUGUACAGUUUGAACAGUUUGUGUCGUAAGUUUGUUGUGACUAAUUCAACAAAUAAUGAAGUGUGGGAGAUUGGAGAGACAGCUAAGAAACUUUUUAAGUUACCUACUGAUUGUUCAUUUGUUGGAUCAAAUAAGUAUUGCACUAAGAUUUUAGCCAUCAAAAGUAAUAAGCUGUACAUCCUUGAUUUUGUAUGAUUUCUCAUUCUAUUUACUCUGUUUACGAGGAGCCAGGCUUCCUUCGUCAGAUCCUGCCACUUUUGGAAGCCAGUCUUAAAGACUUUUUUUAGACACAUACAUAUAUAACAUAUUGUAUUAUUAUAA